Molecule: messenger RNA, 5248 nt
Organism: Chelmon rostratus (copperband butterflyfish)
Lineage: Eukaryota; Metazoa; Chordata; Actinopteri; Chaetodontiformes; Chaetodontidae
Gene: tbx2b
Product: T-box transcription factor 2b
Exons: 7
Coding region: 1848-3920 (690 amino acids)
Biological process (GO): positive regulation of DNA-templated transcription; cell fate specification; regulation of transcription by RNA polymerase II
Cellular component (GO): nucleus
Molecular function (GO): RNA polymerase II cis-regulatory region sequence-specific DNA binding; DNA-binding transcription factor activity, RNA polymerase II-specific
Source: RefSeq, a predicted model, not a curated record
AAGUGACGCUUGUGGCCCACAUCACCGUCCUUUCUGCCCGGAGAAAGCAGCUGUUUAUCCGAAAAGAAAAAAAAAUCACAUCUGACACCAAGUCAUGACCGACGCAGAAAAAAGUGGAGCGGAGGCGCAGAUGAGGCUGUGAGGGGGCCAGAGGGGCUCGCACAUGCGGGACUUCAGGGUAAAUAUAAAGAGACAAGAGAUUGUUCUUAUUGUGGCGCAUCAGCCGUCUGGCGCCGGGCGGCUCUUUAACAAACUGAGUCCAAGUUAAUCAAGAGCUGCGGCGCUGGAUUUAUAAAGGAGCUCAGCGGAGCGGGGUGCAGGGCUGGUGGGGGCCAGCGUGGCUCCCGGAGCCGCGCACUGUCCUUGCUUUGACAAAAUCCAACCUGUCGGAGAUUACACGCUACCACGGCCUGCCCUCAGCUCUGAGACUGAGCACUAAAUCAUCUCAUCGCUGCAACUGUUUGAUGUGGCUAUGCAAACGACUCUCUACACAAAAUCACCACGACAUAAAACAACAGCAAUAAUACAAGUGCACUGACAUUAAUAAUAUUUAGUCUCAUUUCAAUAAAACACUCUAAAUAUGUCCGAGAGUUUGCAAGAAAUGCAACUUUUUGUAACUUUAUCCAAACAAGGAAGACUUAUCGAAGUGAGCACUCACCGCUUUCUUUCUCCCUGAUUUUUCUUUCAAAAAUUCAUUCAUCACCCUUCAUCUGGUUUCCUCUUUUUUUUCCUCCACGCAGCAUCUGGGUUUGUCUCUUCCAGCCUUGUGUGUGCGCUGCGCCGCAGUGCUGCCGCUGCGGCUGCCGCUGCCCUCCCGUCAGCCCGAUCAGGGCAGCGCACAGAUAAACGGCUCUCGCCUGGGGAAGCCGGGCUGGAGGAGGCUGAAGUCAGCUAACGCAGCCUGGGCUAGAGGGAGGCAAAUCCAGCCUAAGCGUCAGGACGGCCGAUAACAUGGAAUAAUUACAAGUCUGUUAUUAUAGAGAGCGACCGAGAGGGCAGCAGCUCUUUGAAAUAAAUCUCUCCGGAAUGUAGAGCGAGAGCUGCGAGUCGUGGAUUUACUGUUGUGAGUUGUUCUAAAAGACAGUGGUGAACGUGGAGAGCCGGAGCUGUUCCUCUGUAUUAAGGUGGGUAUUAACACAGUGAGUCUGUGGACAGGUUGCUUUCUCCGGAGGCGAGAUUGUAAAAACGCAAGCCGAGAGAGGUGAUGCCUCCACCGGCCAAGAACUGAGGGCUGACCCGGUGUUUGGCUUGGAAAUGGGGGUGGGAUUUCCCGAGCUUUCCUGUCAUUGGUUAAUAUUUUAUUCUGUUGACAUGUUUUCUUACUGCUAAUGCUUCCGACACCUUCUUGCCCCCCUCCUCUUCGAGAGUCUGGCCGGAGCUGUCAGAACCACGCCUAUAGGGGCCCACAAUUGGUCCAGAAAGCGUAAAAUCAGCAAUCAAAGGGGCUUGGUUCAUUAGUGUUGGGGAUGGAGGCAGGAAGGACAUGUGAGAUAGUCACAGAUCUGCAGUGAACGCGGCCACAUCUCUCCAGUCAGUGUGGGAUGACUGAAGCAGAGAAACUGCUUAUUUCUCUGAGAGGUUCACAGCGCAGCCGGGCACUGCCUUCACAGCGCCGCUUCCACUGAAGGACUCGGCGGAGGAGCCAAAGGAAAAGUACAUCAGCAGCAACUCUGGGCUAUUUUCUUCACCCUGAUUACGCGCUGUGUGUUUGACAAGGCGCUGCGCUCCUCCGUACUGCUUUACAGAAAUUAACUGCUCGCGAAGCGCGGACCUACACUGGCUCUAGUUUGGGGGGAAAUACCAAUAAAAACAUCCAUUAUUUCAUUUCGGUUUUUGUGGAUGCACCGAUGAGAGAUCCAGUUUUUACAGGGACUGCAAUGGCUUAUCACCCUUUCCACGCACACCGGCCGACCGACUUCCCCAUGUCCGCCUUCUUAGCGGCCGCGCAGCCUUCCUUCUUCCCUGCACUCAGCCUGCCUCCCGGGGCGCUCACCAAGCCCAUCGCGGACCACGGCCUGGCCGGGGCGGCGGAGGCUGGGCUCCACCCGGCCCUCAGCCACCAUCAGGCGGCUCAUCUCCGCAGCAUGAAGAGCCUGGAGCCGGAGGAGGAAGUCGACGACGACCCCAAAGUUACACUGGAAGCCAAGGAUCUUUGGGACCAGUUUCAUAAACUCGGGACGGAGAUGGUUAUUACCAAGUCCGGAAGGAGGAUGUUCCCUCCGUUCAAAGUGCGAAUAAACGGGCUCGAUAAAAAAGCCAAAUACAUCCUGCUGAUGGACAUCGUGGCGGCGGACGACUGCCGCUACAAGUUCCACAACUCCCGCUGGAUGGUGGCGGGCAAGGCCGACCCGGAGAUGCCCAAGAGGAUGUAUAUCCACCCGGACAGCCCGGCCACCGGCGAGCAGUGGAUGGCCAAGCCUGUUGCUUUCCAUAAGCUCAAGCUGACCAACAACAUCUCAGACAAACACGGAUUUGUCCAGACAAUCCUGAACUCCAUGCACAAGUACCAGCCCCGGUUCCACAUAGUGCGGGCCAACGACAUCCUGAAGCUCCCCUACAGCACCUUCAGGACCUACGUGUUCCCGGAGACCGAGUUCGUGGCUGUGACAGCGUAUCAGAACGACAAGAUAACGCAGCUGAAGAUAGACAACAACCCUUUUGCCAAAGGCUUCAGAGACACGGGGAACGGAAGGCGAGAGAAAAGUAUUACUGACAGGAAACAGCUGACCAUGCCGUCGCUGCGGAUGUAUGAAGACCAGUGCAAGACGGACCGGGAGGGCGCGGACUCGGACGCCUCGUCCAGUGAGCCUCCGGCCGGCAGGGACGCCGUCCACUCCCCGCUGGGAGCCGGUUCCAGCCCGCUGAGGUUCAACAGACCCAGUCGAGAUGAUAAAACAUGCACUGACAGUGAGCAGGAGCUGGAGCAUCAUGAUGAGCUCUGCACCGGCUCCAGCAGCCCGGCACCUGACCCCGUGUCCCCCUACAGCUCCAGGUGUGAGGAGCGCAUGAGGGACAGGCCCAGCAUAGAAAAGAAGGAUGACUCCAUAUUCAGUAUAAGGAACCUAGAGAAGGACAAAGCGGAGAGCCGGUUCCGGAAGGACACCACGGACGCAUUGACAAAGGACUCGGAGGCCGGAGGCAUCAGCGCCAGUAAGGACUCCUUUUCCCCGCUCAUGGUCCAAACCGAGAGCCCCUCGCACUUCAGCCCGGGCCACUUACAAAGCCUAGCUCUGUCUGGCCUGCACAGUCAGCAGUUCUUUAACCCUCUGAACACCGGAUCGCCGCUGUUGUUUCACCCCGGGCAGUUUGCCAUGGCCCCCGGAGCCUUCUCUGCUAUGGGCAUGGGGCAUCUAUUGGCCUCUGUAUCCGGUGCAAGUGGUUUGGAGAAUGGUAGCCUCACUGCCCAGGGCACAGGAGGAACCCCCAGCCCCUUCCCCUUCCAUCUGUCCCAGCACAUGCUCGCCUCUCAGGGCAUCCCCAUGCCUCCAUUUGGAGGUCUUUUCCCGUACCCCUACACCUACAUGGCGGCAGCUGCAGCGGCGGCCUCUGCCUCAGCCCUCCCAGCCACCAGCAGCUCCAGCCCACUCUCCAGGAACCCCUUCCUGAGCUCAUCCCGGCCUCGGCUCCGCUUCAACCCCUACCAGCUCCCAGUGUCGCUGCCUCAGAGCACCAGCCUGCUCACCACCGGCCUGCAGGGCAGCCUCAACCCAGGCUCUGAAUCCUCCAAACCGGGAAGCAGGGAGGCCAGCCCAGCCCCGGAGCACCACAGCAACCACAAGACGAGUGGGUCGAGUGGGAGGACGGCAUCUCCCAAAACCUCCAUGAAGGACUCUGUGAAUGAGCUGCAGAGCAUCCAGAGACUGGUGAGCGGCCUGGAGGGCCAGAGGGAACCCUCUCCAACUGCAGACUCUCCCAAGUGAUGAAGACUGUCAGUUUGGGAUGAAGACGUACCAGAGGACUAUAAGUGCAUAUGUCCUGUACAGCACAUUAUGGAGACUGGGAUGAGACCGAUAUGGGUCAGUGAAGGCCGAUAACUGGCAUUUUUCCGAACAAAGCUGCAGAUAGAAAUUUAGUCCAUAUAAUUAAAUUUAAUCUUUUUAAAUUCACAAUUAUUGAGGCUUUCGUCCAGUGCUGACCUGCUAGAAAGGGUGGAAAGCCAGUCAACAUUUUGACCUCCAUCAGUUUGCAAAACUCUCCCCUGAAUCCCAGUGUUUUAGGGCUAGCAGCUCUUGAGGGCGUUUAUACCCCCAUAGAAACUCUGGGAUACAUUUCUACAUUGAUAAAAUAAAAACAAUAAUAUACAAACCAACAAUUAAGUAAAUGUAGAAAAUAUACAAGAAAAUAUACAUGGGAACACAUUUUGGAGAGGGAAACACAAAAAUAAUGUCAAGAUAAUGUAAAGAAAAAUGUGACAACUUCAUUUCAAGGAUGAUCAGUUCCACUAUAAAAACCUAGUCAAACUUCAUCAUUUCCAUUAUAUCAGAGGUGGACCACACAAGGCCAGUAUCGGCCCCAUAUAUCGGUCUAACCUGCCUGAGGGCCUUCAGCUCCACAGACUGAGCGGCGCACAGCGGAGAGUGUGUGUUGAGUUUGGUUGACUUGAAGCAUUUGAGCAUCCAGGCCUGGUUUGUAAACAGCGAGCCGAGCCCUGAACAGGAGGCUCACCACGCCGACAGGCAGGUCUCAAGCUGCAUCCAAAAAACGCUUUCCAGGCCUGAUUAUUUCAAGAGGCAUGGAGGGAGCGACAGAAGGAAGAAGGAACAGGUAUCAUUUCAUGCCAGAAAAAUUCUCUCGGAGCUAUUUAUGUAAUUAAAGAUAAAACAAAUUCUGUAAAUAAAGCUAAGAUCCAAGAAUAUGCAAUUGGUAUUAAUUUAUUCAAGGCUGUAUAUUAGCGUGUAUAUAUUUCGAAUUUAACUCGUUGCUUUUUUUUCCUCCUCAUCCUCUCCCCCAUUUUACAUGAACAUAUACUGUAAAUGAAAGCUAUUUAGCGCUUGUUGGUUUGAGAAACUGUGUAUGAAGCAUUGCUGAUUUUUAGAAGACGUGUGUGCCAUGUUUUAGUCUGCAUCCACCGACAAAUAGAGAGGAACAGAGAAAGAGCUCCACAUGGAUUCAAAAACACCUCAGGUUAUUUCACUCCAGCCAGGAGACAUUCAAAGCAAUUCCUCCUAUGGGCGCAUCAUUCUUAUCUAUUCAUAAAUAUAUUUAAAAUGAAAGUAUCUUGUUUAUGCUGGUUGUCCGGGUUUUUUUU